AUGCAUCUGGGCCUUGCCGGAAACGAGGUGGAUCAUGCCAGUGCGCGAGGAUUUACGGUCCGGGCGCAAGCACCAGAUGUGUCGCAACUCGCCAUGGAGGAGGCGCCGUUUACGGUUCCUCUGGUGCUGAUAGACCAGGCGAAGAACAUGGUGACCCACAUCAUCAACACCUUGAAGCAGGCCCUCAAGUCUGCAAGCUGGAUCAGCUCCAGUAUUCGAAGUGAUGCCAUCAACACAUUGGACUACUUAAAGACCUACCUGUCUUUGAGUCGUCAGCAGGAGACGUUGAACGACUUGGUGGACUCCGAAAACAUUGCCGACCUGGUGGGCACCAUGAUCGCAUACGCGGCCUUCGCUUCGUUGUCUCCGCAACACAAGAAUGAAACACUGGCCGGGCUCAGCAUGUCAUCGGAGCAACUGUUCUUCAUCAACCAUUGUGUAAAAUGGUGCAGUCAGUACAGAACAUCAGGACGACGCUACGCACCAUACCGGUCACGGUGCAUAGUGCCUCUCAUGAACAUGCCGGAGUUCUCGAGGGCCUUUGGCUGCGCCACAGGGACCCCUAUGAAUCCGCAGGAGAAGUGCACAUUUUGGUAG
Messenger RNA from Rhipicephalus sanguineus (brown dog tick), 597 nucleotides. RefSeq names its product neprilysin-4-like. The transcript has 3 exons. Gene Ontology annotation, molecular function: metalloendopeptidase activity. Bases 1 to 597 code for a protein of 198 amino acids. NCBI's taxonomy places the organism in Eukaryota, Metazoa, Arthropoda, Arachnida, Ixodida, Ixodidae. Gene Ontology annotation, biological process: protein processing. The record is from RefSeq and is a predicted model, not a curated record. Gene Ontology annotation, cellular component: plasma membrane.